Messenger RNA from Scleropages formosus (Asian bonytongue), 7764 nucleotides. RefSeq names its product zinc finger protein 638 (gene znf638). The coding region runs from base 967 to 7647 and encodes 2226 amino acids. NCBI's taxonomy places the organism in Eukaryota, Metazoa, Chordata, Actinopteri, Osteoglossiformes, Osteoglossidae. Gene Ontology annotation, molecular function: zinc ion binding; RNA binding. The transcript has 27 exons. Gene Ontology annotation, cellular component: nucleus. The record is from RefSeq and is a predicted model, not a curated record.
AAGUACUGCUGCACAACGAAACGAGUGCCGCUCCGUGUUGUACUGCUUGAUUAUAUCGGUGAGAUUUCGCGAGCUGCAGCGACGAGCCCAGCUGAGCUGCGUAGGUGAGAACCAAAAUGGCCGACAGCACGAGCGCAGCGGCUGUGUGUGAGAGCGCCUUCAGAUGAAGUACUUUGUCAUUGUAUGCAAUGAAUGCAAUGCAACAACGAUGUUGUGUGGCACCCCUCAGAACCGCAGCAGAAGGAAAGAACACUAAGUGAAUAUAAUAUAAAUAAUAAAAUGGGUAAAUGAGAUUUAGACAAACUGAGUGAGUGAGUGCUGACGACGUAGCUGCUUGGUGGUUGGGGAACAGCUAUCAUUACUGUAUAGAAUCAAGUAGCACCAGCUCUGUUGCUCGCAUCAACUAGACGCACAGCCCUCCUGCUCUUGAGUCCCUCGUUCUGAUUACCCUUGGUAAAUAGACCUGGUCGUGCUGAAGAACACCACGGGGGACGAGCUGCUGCGCCUGGACGCGUCGUCUUGCCCCUCCCCCUCGGCCUCGUGAAAACCUACUGUCGCUAUAUAUAAGUCUUACGCAAGAUACUCUUCAUAUAUUUUGUUGUCAGACCGUGAGAGAGUAACGUUUACUAGGUCGUUCGUUCGUAUCUGCUGCGCUACCAGCAGCACGGAGUCGGCGAGCUAAGUUGCUAAUGAGUCAUUGCCAUUGCCGGUCCCGCGCAUGCGCACUCACGGGCCUCGGUCGCCAUGGACACCGCGGGGUGAAACGUGCUCGUAGAUGCAAAUAAACUGCAGUUCGAUUUGCGUCUUGAGAAUCUCCUGUUUCGUCCCGUGUUAGGGUUGUGCGCCGUCCCCCAUAUCAGGCACAGCUGCUCCCAUCUCAUGGGUCUCUGAUAUUUGGGGCGCUAAAGCCGCGGUAACAUUUGGUGGCGAUUGAAGGCCAGCACUGCUUUUCACUGCUGUUCUGGGAUGUGCAGCUUUGCGUUCUUGGAAAAUUAUGUACCUGUUGCGAAUUCCUUGAACUUCGGGAGCCCGCUCCUUUUCAGCCCCACCUCUUUGCAGUUGGCCCAAAUUAAGACCCAGUUGGCCCUGCAGCAGCUGAGCGCACUCACCACUGGUAAUCGCGCCAUACCAGCGUUGUCCUUGCUGAACCUGCUCAAGGUCACGAUGUCCCACCCCUUGUACAACCCGCGGGGGACCCCCUUCUCCAGCCAGAGGCCCAUGGUGUCCAGCCAGUAUGGCAUGAGCACACAGUCAGCCAUGGACAUGGGGGGAGCUCGCUUGGGCCCGAGCAGCAUGAUGCCGCCGAUGAUGUCUCAGCAGUUGGGGUUCCAGGUGAGCCAGCGUCCCUCGUCCAUGUCUCAGGACAUGGAGUCUACGAUAGACAUGCACAUCCGUGGAGCUCGGGAAGAGGUGCGUCUACUCAGCCAGAUGAUGCAUCAGCAGAAGAUGGUGGACCCCCGAGUGAGGAAAGAGCCCAGAGAUGAUGCCCUGACCCAGGGCGGCAGCUUCCCUUCGCACAGGGUCUCCGGCAGAAUGGAGGAGCAGUCUUCGGGGGACUGGUCCAACUUCCAGACCUCGAGCAAGAUCUUCUCUCCCCCAGCGAUGGCUCAGCCUUCACCUUCUACGCAGAUGUUCCAGGCUUCUGGGUUUGGAACACCUUCGGGAGGGGGCAGAGUAACCAUAGAGGGCCAGUCUGCUAUAGGGCCAGCCUGCUACACCUCAGAGAGUGCCAGCAGUAUAUUGGCCAGCUUUGGACUUUCAAAUGAGGAUCUUGAGCUCCUCAGCCAUUACCCAGAUGAGCAGCUUACCCCAGACAACCUCCCGUUCAUUUUGCGAGACAUCCGUGUUCGGAAAGCCAAAAGGAAUUUGACCAACAUGGAUCACGGACCUUCGGCAAGCGGAGCGGAACAUGUUGGCGCUGAAUCGCGACAGAGCAAAGUCAUCGACUAUGGACAUUCGAGCAAGUUUGGCUAUUCCGAGAAGAGUGCAGACAGCUUCCAGCUUGACCAGCUGCCUAAAGAGUCUCAGACGUACGUGGUAGAGUCCUCCAUGAACAGCAGCACUUUUCCCAUGGUGGAUUCCAAACAUCCUCAGCCGCCCACUGUCCCGGGUCCAAAGAACCCCACGAUGGAACAGAGAAAGCAUCCGCCCGACACAAAGACCAUCAAGCCCGCACCUGCUCGGGACCCAGCCGUGAAGCCUGUACAUCUUCCCAGCAGAACUGCGGUACUACCUCUGACACACAGCGACAGUGCCCGAGACUGCAUGAUGAAGCCUGCCUUUAUGGCACCGAAAACGGCUUGGCCCCACUCGUUCCCCUCCAGCAGCGGCGCGAAGAGAUUGCCCACACCCACUAUGAUGAACGAUUACUCGGCCGCAUCGCCAAGGAUCUUUCCUCAUACGUGUUCUCUGUGUAACGUAGAGUGUGUCCAGAUGAAGGACUGGAUUGAACACCAGAACACAAGCCUUCACAUCGAGAGCUGCAGACGGCUUCGGAAGCAGUACCCCGACUGGAAUGUGGAAACUGUUGCUGUGUCGAGAAAUGAGAGGAAGACAUCCUUGGAUCGGCGCAUUGGACUGCAACGAACUCGCUCUGCGUCCCGCUCCCAGUCCUGGUCCAGAUCCCCAAGCCCAUGGCGGUACCGUGGUCGCUCUGGGUCGCGGGGUCGGAGGCACCGCUCUCGCUCCAGAAGCCCUAGGAGGUAUCGGCUCUCUCGAAGUCGUAGUCGCUCCAGAUCCCUCCGCCGGGGGUCCCGGAGCAGCCCCCUGCUCUCUCAUCGAAGGUCUCGCACCCCACGCCGUUCCCGGUCCCGCAGCUACAGUCGUCAUUCCCCGGCCCGCAGCUCCCGCAGGUUGAGCCCACGCCGAUGCAGUCCUCGGCGACAGAUGCGCUCCUCCAGCACUGAGAAGCUCGCAAAGAAGCUCAUUGAGUCUUCAGGCUUGUCUCUGACAGACAGCACCACCCUGGAGGCGAUGAUGCAGUCUUUGGCUCCGGCACUCAUUGCUGAGCUGGCAAAGCGGAAGGGAAGGUCCUCUGCCUCUCCAAAAAGGAGCAGCAUGAAACGCUCCUCCACUCCCCCCUCCUCUAUGUCCAAGAAGAGUGAGCCUUUGCACGCCUUGGCAUCCAAGUCACGGCACUUGGCCGCAGCGAAAUCUUCAGCCUCCAAAUCCAUUUUGUCCACAGCCGCAAAGUCAAGCUCCUUCAACUCCACGAAUGCCAAAGUGAAGAAGAAGACUGCACCGGGUACAGCCUGUUUACUCCGCUUUAAGGGAAUUCCCUUUACCACCACCCACAAGGACCUUGUGGAAGCUGUGCUGCCCUUUGGAAAAAUAAGCCAUGCUAUUCUUCUGAAGGGCAUACGGGAGGCUUCUGUUUGCAUGGAAAGGGUGGAAGAUGCCAAGGCUCUGGCUGAGUGCAAGAACUUGAAGAUUCAAGGGAAGUUCAUCCAGAUAUGUAUGGAGAAAGAUGUAGGGAAGGAUACAACUAAGGAGCCAAGAAAAGAGCUCAAGAAGCUGACUGGCACUAAUAAGAAGGAGAGCAUUGCAGUGAAGUCCAAGGUGAAGAGAUCUGUCAAAAGCACUGAGACGAACACUUUGAAAAAGAUGAAGAAGCCUCCACAGGAAGUAGCAAGGAAAUUUGUAGUUGAGGUCACGGGUCUGCCAGAGAGUGGAUAUAGCGAAGAGGAUCUCAUCAAAUUAGGAACACCCUUUGGAGUUGCCUCGGAGGUCAUCAUUGCGGUUGCCCAGAGAAAGGCCUUCAUGGAGAUGCCAGACAUGGAGUCGAUGGAGAACAUGGUGAAGGUUUACAAGGAGCUGCCGGUGAAGAUGCAGGAGAAGGAGUUGAGCAUUGUGCCAAUGACAAAGCCAGUUGACCUCAGUGCUGUGGAGUCCUUGUUUGCAGUACUGAUGGGAAGUGAGAAACCUUUGGAGACGGCUGGGCUGGCGGACAGGCUGCUCAUCGUCAGCAACGUGCCAGUGGGCACCAGCGCUGCUGCUGAGGUGCAGGGUCUGGUGAAGCGCUUUGGCGCCGUAAAGCAGGCACUGGUGCUCAACCACAGGAUCAUUUUUGAAAUGGAGUCAGCUGCUAUUGCCAAGACAGUUCACGCUCGCUUCUUGAAGUUCCCGUGCAUCAUCCAGAACAACCCCCUCACCUUUUCAAUCGUUGCCAAACCUGCAAAGGAGGAGGUGAAAAAGAAAGAAGCAGUAAAUUUGCUUGUGAAGAAGAGCCCUAAACCGUCCAGCAAACCCAGUGACUUGAAGAAGAGUUCAGCGUUCUACAAAAGUGCUUCAGUGGCCAGCAAAGUUAAGGCAGCUAAACUUCAGGCCACCACUUUUGACAAUGAAAAGUCAAAGGUCGAUCGAGACGCUUCUCCUGCGGGUAAAGCGUCCGACUGCAAAGCAGGCAUCUCCACGGCACCUCGUCUGAGCCCUGUGUGCGCAGUGAGCAGUUCCGGCCUCGGUGCCGCUGAAGCGUCGGCGUUCGCUGAAGACCAGGCCCUGGGCAAAGUGAUGGCAAGUGCUGAAAUGAAAGACAAUAUGAAAAGCACCGUUUCCAUUCCUCUUGAUAGCGAAAUGCCCACUGUUGUUGCACAAGGUGAGAUCAUACUGAAGGCAUCCCUACAAGAACAUGAAAAUCACCAGCAGGUGCUUGUGUCAAAACCUGCCAAUGACACAAGUACAAAUGAAGUAACGGAGAGGUCAGACUGUGAGCAGCAGGAACAAGGAGAGCAGAGUGAGGAAGUUGCACACAAGGACACGCCUGCUUCUGUUAGCAGCAGCUCAGCAGCUUCCGCUGUGGCUGAACUAGCGGAGGCUCAGAGUUGUGCAGCAGUGGAGGAUGAAUCCAACCUGGGCCCUGAGGUCAAAUGGGACGAAAGUACUGUAGGAGAAAGCAGCGUACACAGUACUGACACUCAGGCUGCGGUGACUGAAGGUGGUUCCAGCGAAUACAGUGGUGACAUGGUGGAAGAGCUCCCUAUUCCGUCCAUUACUGAUCCCAUGGAGGUGGAAACCUCCCCACCGGUUGAUGGAGGAGAAUCCAAAGCCUGUGAAGACCUCACUACGUCUGAGCCCAAACAGACUGACAUGUCAUCAACGCCUGAAUGCCAGCUUGGCUCUGCCCCCAGCUGCCAGUCUACUGCCAGCACUUUCAGCGUUGCAGAUGACACAGCCAUCACCGCAUGGCCCACCUCCAGCGAUACCGCAGAAGUAGAGUCCGUCCAGGCAGACAACCAGCACGACAAGCCACUGGACUUCCCUCCUGUGACACAGGAGAUACUACAGGCACUGGAGGUGGCAGUACAGGAGUGCCGCAUGCGAGCCUCCAUGAAGGGCAAGAGCAGUGGCAGGGUGAUGCCCUCGACUGACAGCAGGGCUCCGCCGAACGAGAGGGCCCGCUGCAGAGAGCCAUCCCCAGAGAGGCACCAGCACUCCAGGUCUAAAAGCUGCCCCUGGUCAGACGAAGAGGAGCCUCCUGUAGCACGACGUAGUGGGUCAUCGGGGUCGUCGGCAGAGUCAUGCAAAAGCAAGUGUGACAAGGGCUUGCAGGUGGAAUCGAUCAAGAACAAGAGUUACAGCUUUGCCAGAAACUCAAGAGAAUUUAGGAGCAGUUCCAAUGGCAAAGAUGAGAAAAUGGAGCCUAUAGUCCCUCAGGUGGAGGAGCCAGCCUUGGAGGAUAUGAACGAGGAUGCCUUCCCAUUUAAUCUGGAUGAAUUUGUGACUGUAGAUGAAGUGGGCAAUGAGGCCGGCGAUGAGGUGGAUGCAGUAUCCCCUGGUGAGCCAGAAGGACUUUGGAGCCUAUCCAUGCCUGCCCUGCAAGAGUCUGCCAAGCUCGGGAGAACCCUGGAACCAGAGAAGGAGCAAAGGCAGCAGCAGAAACCUGUUGUUAGUCCGUCUCCGAAAGGCCGAGUACAAAAGAAACCUGUUCCAACUGCAAAGCCACUGAAAAAGUCCACUUCAGGACUUCAUAGGUCCAAAGCCAAGCAGAUUAAAGUGGUGUCCAGACCAAGAGCCGGUGAACUUGGAACAGUAACUGUGGGACUUGCAGCAGCAGCAGCUGCCCAGCAGACUCCCAUGGAAACUUUGGAGGUUGACAAGGGUCCUAAAGACUCGGUCCACAAAGCAAGUGGGAUACAGAGUGCUGAUGCUGAAGUCAAGGCCUAUGACACCCAUCAGGGGGCAGUACCUGAAAAUGCUGCCCAUACGAUGGAUAGCACAGUAGAUACAGAGGUAACAACUGAAAAGACUCCCUCAGUGGUAAAUGAACUGCAGAAGAUGAGAGAACCAGAAAGACUAUCAGCAGGUUGUCUUUCGAGUGGGCCAUCUCCUCCUGCAGGGGCAGCCCCCCCUCAUCUGACAGUUGUACCUGGCACAGCUGAGCAGGUUUUACCUGAAAUGGGAGGUAAGGUGGCUAACGUGACCAAGAAGUGUCAAGUAGACAAGGAGAGUGAAACAGCCCAGGAACCCCAAACUCCAGCAGAUGCAGCCCUGGUCACACUAGAUGAGGUGAGUGAGGAGGAGGAGGAUUUCCCUGAGGAAGAGGAGGAGCUGUUGGGGCUUGGAGGAACAGGAGAAGAUCCUGAAGUGCUGGUCACAGUGGAUGAGGUUGUUGGAGAUGAAGACCACUUCCUCCACACGGUUCGGGAUCUCCAGGCUUUGGUCACUUUGGAUGAAAUAGUAGAGGAGGAUGAUGUGAAAGAGGAACGUGGCUCUGAGAGCUGUUCUUUUGGCCUGGAUGAAGAGUCUGGGGAGGCAUUCAACCCUGAGGCCUUGGUGACCCUCGAUGAGGCUGAUGGUGAUGAUGACGCGAUGGAGGAAGAUGAAAGCAAGAAGACGAGCGGAGAAGAAGCCGCAGCCCAGCCUCCAAAAAAUACAGAGCUUGAAGAGGGGGUCUCGGAGCCCCCAGGGGAGGAGGAUAACAGCCAUGGCUUUGAGGAGCUGCACAGUAUGAACUUUGUUACUGUGGAUGAGGUGGGAGAAGAGGAGGAGGAGGAGGAGCAGCAGCAGCAGCAGCCUGUUAAAGAACAGCAAGAAUCUUUGCAACAAACCAAGAAAGGUGACGGUGUGUCCCGAAAGAGGGGGAGGCCGCCUGCAGUGAAGAAAUGGGGAAGAAGCAGGAAGGCUGUUGGCGUGAAGAACACGGAGGGAGAGAAUCCGGUCCCAGAGCCUUCUGCGCUGCCCUCCUCCCAGGCCACUGUCACCGUUGAGCCUCCGUGCGUUAAGUCUGAGGUGCCCGAGGUGGGCAGCAGCGGCCCCUCGGCUCAAGAGCCGCAUCAGAAAGCGACACGAGAGAAGCCGGUGGAAGAUGAGCACGCGUCAGAGCUACGAGCUGCACUCAAAGAAGAGUCAAAGCAACGUAGAGAUGUGACAGACAAGGUGGGUCCACCUCCGAAGAAGCUGUGCGCUCAGUCUGUGCUCCCCAAGGACUUCAGCCUGCGCCCGUUCAGCCCGGGACAUCCAGUUGGGCUGGAGUUCGUCAUACCCAAGACGGGCUUCUUCUGCAAGCUCUGUUCCCUUUUCUACGGCAGCGAAGAGGCGGCCAAGAAGGUGCACUGCAGCAGCCUCAAGCACUACCAGAACGUGGAGAAAUACUUGCAGAAGCUGAAGGCCCAGCAGAGCAGCAGCUCCACUCAGAGUUCAGCAGACUGAAUGGAUGUCUCCAGUUCUUUUUUUUUUUUUUUUUUUUUUUUUACACUUUAGUUCAUGGGUCCAACAGCAUUUUGAUGUAAAUUUUCUUCUUUGAAUUAACUUUUAAGUGACAAUAAA